Molecule: messenger RNA, 961 nt
Organism: Suillus fuscotomentosus
Lineage: Eukaryota; Fungi; Basidiomycota; Agaricomycetes; Boletales; Suillaceae
Product: glycolipid transfer protein domain-containing protein
Exons: 7
Coding region: 172-774 (200 amino acids)
Biological process (GO): ceramide transport; intermembrane lipid transfer
Cellular component (GO): membrane; cytosol; cytoplasm
Molecular function (GO): ceramide 1-phosphate binding; ceramide 1-phosphate transfer activity
Source: RefSeq, a predicted model, not a curated record
GUAUAACUCAAUAUGUCAGUACACGUUGACCUUCGAUCCUGCAAAAUCGUGUCAAAUUUCAUUUAUGCUGUAAACUUGCUGCCUGGCCACUGUCCUCGAGGCUUUAAUGGACCAGAAUUCGGCACUAUCCCCUCCAGGAGGUAGCGUAGAACGUUCUUCUUGACCAACAAGAUGUCUUCUCGACCAUACUUUGAGACUGUCAAAUCAUUUGCAGAUGUUCCAAUCACCGUUGAUGGUGUGGAAACCUUGCUUUUUCUGGAAGCCUCUGAAGGGCUGGUUCAAUUGUUCGAUUUACUUGGUUCAGGUGUAUUCGGCUUUGUUCAGAAUGAUAUAAAGGGCAAUAUAGGGGGUGUACGAACUCGCUACCAGGCCGAUUCUUUUGGUUGCUCCACGCUCGAGAAUCUCGUUAGAAGCGAAGUAUCAUUAGAUGGUGACCGACAUGGGACCGGUUGUUUGAUACGCCUGACCCGUGGUUUGACAUUCCUAUGUAGAGCUCUUCAACACAUGCAGAAUGACCCUUCGGUGGAGUUACACGUGUGCUUCAAGCGUUCAUACGAUGAAGUCUUGAGGCAGCAUCAUACGUUUUUCGUACGGUCACUCGCCGCCGUUGCUGUUCGGGCCGCACCGUAUCGCCGUGACUUCUAUAGUCGUAUAUCCCAAGGUGCGCCUAUGGAAAGGUUAGAUGCGGAGCUAGCGAAGUGGCUUUGCGGACUUGAUGUAAUCGUGAAGCGUCUGAAGGGAUUUAUCGAGGGAGAAGGAUACGGAAGGGUAUGAUGUGGUGAUAAUUCUAUGGAGAAUCUUACGAAGAAUAAACAUGCCGCACUAGCAGUGGGAGGACCAAGAUUCAAUUAAGAAGGUUAGGACGCCGCUUGGUCACAUGUGCCCCUAAGAGCGAAUCUAAGCGCCUGUUGUGGGGUACUCGCGAAGUAUAUUGACGAAAGAGUCCGCGGAAACGAGGUUU